Brenthis ino (lesser marbled fritillary) is the source of this 2340-nucleotide messenger RNA. The record is from the annotation of a GenBank genome assembly. Lineage: Eukaryota; Metazoa; Arthropoda; Insecta; Lepidoptera; Nymphalidae.
AUGUCUUGUGAAGAAAACGUAGAAAAAUUUAAGGAACUAGGAUUAAGUGAACAAAAAGCAAAAGAAACUUUAAAAAAUGCCAACGUUUCCAAGUUUUUGCUUGCCGCAUUGAAUGAGGUUACUAUAUCAAAUUUACCAAAUGGCGGUGGUUUGUUGAUAUAUCAUCUGGCUACUAAAAUAAAGCCACAAAUUGCUAAUAAAAUUUCUUUUAUUUGUAAAUAUAUCGCCGAUGGAAAAUUAGAUUCUUCUCUGAGGAUUGAUGCUGCCUUAGAGUAUCUCUUGAGUCAUGUUAGUGAAGAAAAAGUAGAUGUUAAAAAAUUUGAAAAUGCCUGUGGUGUCGGAGUUGUUGUCACACCAGAGCAAGUGGAACAAGCUGUUGAAAAACAUAUGGCAAAAUACAAACAAGAACUACUAGAAAAACGAUAUCGGUUUAACUCUGGUAUCAUCAUGCAGGCAGUUAGAGCUGAUUUAAAAUGGGCUGACGGAAAAGCUAUAAAAAAUGAAGUUGAUGUUCAGAUUUUAGAUUUACUAGGUCCAAAAACAGAAGCUGAUUUAGCACCAGUUCCUAAAGCUGAGAAAAAAUCAAAAGCUGGAGAUGUCAAUAAAAAAAAUCAAAAGGAAGAAGUACCAGCUAAUAAAGUUGAGGCUGCUGAAGUAUGUGGAAAUGUUACUGGAUCUAUAUCAAUGCCAGAAUUGCUGAAAAAGUUACCAUUCCAUACUCCUGGAGAAAAUUAUAAGAGUGAUGGAUAUGUAGUUACUCCCAAUACAAAAAGGCUACUAGAGGAACAUUUAAAAAUAACAUCUGGAAAAGUUAGGACUAGGUUCCCACCAGAACCAAAUGGUAUUCUUCAUAUAGGACAUGCUAAGGCUAUUAAUAUAAAUUUUGGAUAUGCCGCAGCCCACAAUGGAUUGUGCUUUUUAAGAUAUGAUGAUACUAAUCCUGAAAAAGAAGAGGAGAAGUUCUUUGUGGGCAUAAAAGAUAUGGUGGAAUGGCUUGGUUACAAACCAUACAAAAUAACACAUUCAUCUGACUAUUUUGAUCAACUAUAUGAAUGGGCUGUGAAAUUAAUAAAAAAAGACUUAGCAUAUGUCUGUCACCAAAAAUCUGAAGAGAUUAAAGGUUUUAAUCCACCUCCAUCACCAUGGAGAAAUAGGCCUAUUGAAGAAAGUUUGCAAUUAUUUGAGGAUAUGAAAAAUGGCAAAAUUGAUGAAGGCGAGGCAACAUUAAGGAUGAAGAUAACUUUAGAAGAGGGUAAACAAGAUCCAGUGGCUUAUAGAAUCAAAUUCAAGCCCCAUCAUCGCACUGGCAACCGGUGGUGCAUUUACCCAACAUAUGAUUAUACCCACUGUCUCUGUGAUAGUAUUGAACAUAUCACACACUCUCUUUGUACUAAGGAAUUUCAAUCGAGAAGGUCAUCAUACUAUUGGCUUUGCAAUGCUCUUGACAUAUAUUGUCCUGUGCAAUGGGAGUAUGGUAGAUUGAACGUGAACUACACUGUGGUUUCAAAGAGAAAAAUUGGCAAACUUAUUGCAGAAGGAAUAGUAAAUGACUGGGACGACCCCCGGCUGUUCACGCUGACGGCGCUGCGCCGGCGCGGCGUGCCCGCCGCCGCCGUCAACGCGUUCUGCGCCGCGCUCGGCGUGACGGGCGCGGCGGCCGCGCUCGACCCCGCCGCGCUGGACGCGGCCGCGCGCGACGUGCUCAACGGUACUGCCCCCAGAGUAAUGGUUGUCCUUGAACCAUUGAAAAUUACAAUAACCAACUUCCCUGGUGAUAAACCUAUUACUGUGAAAGUUCCUGAUUUUCCAAACGAACCAGAAAAAGGUUCUCAUAGUGUGGUUCUCGAUAGAGUUCUUUAUAUCGAAGCAACAGAUUUCAAAGAGCAACCAGAAAAAGGCUAUCGACGACUAACACCAACUCAAUCUGUGGGGUUACGACAUGCUGGAUACGUUUUAAAGGUAACUAAAGUUAUUAAAGAUAAUUCAGGGCAAGUGAGGGAAUUGGAAUGUACUGCAGAAUCGACCGAAUCUGCAGAAAAACCAAAGGCGUUCGUACACUGGGUCUCCCAACCAAUCUGUGUCGAAGCACGUCUCUAUGAGCCCCUAUUCAAACAUAAGAACCCGGAGGAUCCAGCAGAAGUUCCCAAUGGGUUCCUGUCGGACUGCCGCGAGGACACGCUGAAGGCGGUGAGCGCGCUCGCCGACGCGUCGCUCGCGGGCGCUAAACUGUUCGACAAAUUCCAGUUCGAAAGAAUUGGCUUUUUCUCCGUUGAUCCUGAUACGACAUCCGAUUUAAUGGUCUUUAACAGGACAGUCUCCCUCAAAGAAGACUCUGGAAAG